ACUAUUUAGCCGUCACUCUUCUUUUUUCUAUCUUUCCUUUUCUUUUGCCGUUUCUCUCUCUACAUAUCGAGAGACGAAAGCAGAAGCAGUCGUAGUACAACAACUAUAGCAAUAGCAAUGGCGGAAGUCGAAAAAACCCUAACCCUAGCACAGCAAUAUGCACUAGAGAAAGAGGAAUCGUCAAAUCCUGGUAAGAUCGCUGCCGAAGCAACUGUGGUUGUGAAUCCAACUAAUGCCGCUGCUGAGGAGAAGAUUGUUGUGACCCCAGCAGACAAUGCUGAUGAGGUAGCUAUUGAGACACCAUCAACUGCUGUAUCUGAGGAUGCUGCGCCUGAUAAUACAACAAAUACUGCUUCUGAAGAAGUCGUGUCCGAGAGUUCAGACAAUCCAGUGACUGAGGAAGCUGUUUCUGAGAAUUCUGAUGAAACAGUUGCUGCUGAAGAAAGUGUUGAAGCUCCUGAAGAGGCCGAGGAAGAAAAACCAGAAAUAAAGCUUGAAACAGCACCAGUGGAUUUCCGUUUCCCAACCACAAAUCAAUCAAGACAUUGCUUUACCCGCUAUGUCGAGUACCAUAGGUGUGUUGCUGCGAAAGGAGAUGAUGCUCCAGAGUGCGACAAGUUUGCUAAGUAUUACCGUGCACUUUGCCCUGGAGAAUGGGUAGAUAGAUGGAAUGAGCAGAGAGAGAAUGGAACUUUCCCUGGUCCUUUGUAGAGAGGUAUUCAGUUAUACAAAGUACAGUGUCGUUUGGGCCGUGAUAGAAUUCUUGUCUAGAAACAUGAGAAGAAGACGGAAGGCAACAACUGUCUUAAAUAUGAGUUCUACGAAUAAUAUUUUUUUUGAAUGUUGACUGUGCACUGAUUUUGCUGCCCUAAAUGUAAGGGAAAUUUUUUUUGGCAUAAGCAGAGCUCAUACAUAAGAUUAACUCUUUUAAUAAAACCUAAGCUUUGUUGUCGAACCUCUAUUUUAUAUUUAAAACAGUCUAUUUUUAUAUUUCUA
Messenger RNA from Papaver somniferum (opium poppy), 996 nucleotides. RefSeq names its product cytochrome c oxidase subunit 6b-1-like. Gene Ontology annotation, cellular component: mitochondrion; respiratory chain complex IV. The record is from RefSeq and is a predicted model, not a curated record. The transcript is spliced from 5 exons. NCBI's taxonomy places the organism in Eukaryota, Viridiplantae, Streptophyta, Magnoliopsida, Ranunculales, Papaveraceae. The coding region runs from base 118 to 711 and encodes 197 amino acids.